Messenger RNA from Rubroshorea leprosula, 914 nucleotides. Lineage: Eukaryota; Viridiplantae; Streptophyta; Magnoliopsida; Malvales; Dipterocarpaceae. The record is from the annotation of a GenBank genome assembly.
AAUGAGUUUUGAACAAAAUAAAUACACCUUUUGGAUGGCAAAAGUGAGACUGAGAAUAAGAGAGAAGAGUACUAGAGUGAAAAGAAUCGUCAUUGUUGAUUCUUAGGUUUGUGAGGAGAAGAUUGUUUUUGUUGCUUAGUUUUGUGAAGUGUGAAGAGAAGAAGAUGAAAUAACUAGUGCGAACAGCCAAAACCCCAGGAAUAGCAAACUGCCAAAGCCCAGGAAUCCAUUCCACAGGUUUUUGGAAGUAUUCCAUGCUCUACUAAAAACAGUUGUUUCUUACCAUUCCGAUUUUUUCGUUUUUAUGAAUGAUAGCAGUAUACGACAGCUCCAUUUCUGAGAGGAAAUGUUGAGAACUUACUUGAAAAACCCAAAAACCAAGCCAGGAAUCCCACCCCGUGAUUCUGAGAAAUCUAAGGGUCCUCCAUGCAGUGGGAUCAGUCUCCUUUGUAUCCAAACAGAUGAGAUAUGGAAAUCCUAUAUCAACAGAACAGCAGUGGAAAUCAUCAAUUCAAUUAAGGGUGCAAAGGCGAAAAUUUUGCUAGAGGCAUACGGGAGGGAAAGACCGUAGAAGGAGAGAACAAUUUGGGGUAGGGGGUUGGCACGGGUAGGCCCCGGUGGGCUGACAAGAAGCAUCAAACACUUGGUGGAAAUUAGCAGUUGGAAGGAAAAAAUGUCAAGUGGAAAUUUGGGAGAUAAAAACACAAAAUUUUUGUUAGCAUUUGUUUAAUUGUACUGUACCUGUAAUUGGUCCUUUUUCUCUCGUAGAAUAUACCCAGUCUGCACAUAUUAAUCCAUUUCAAUACAAAAAGGUAGGAUUUGCUUCACAUGUCAGCAGAGUAUGGAUCCCUUUAACCAUCAGCAGUUCGCAUCUAAUAAUGCAUUAAAUAAUAUAAUAUAGAAAUUCGACUACC